Molecule: messenger RNA, 831 nt
Organism: Humulus lupulus (European hop)
Lineage: Eukaryota; Viridiplantae; Streptophyta; Magnoliopsida; Rosales; Cannabaceae
Exons: 3
Coding region: 1-831 (276 amino acids)
Biological process (GO): DNA integration
Molecular function (GO): nucleic acid binding
Source: RefSeq, a predicted model, not a curated record
AUGAAUGGAGUACCUUUUGAAUUUGAUGAGAAGUGUUUCCAUGCUUUUACUGUACUUAAGGAGAAAUUGACUUCAACGUUGAUAGUUGAUGCACCUAAUUGGGAUUUGCUAUUUGAGUUAAUGUGUGAUGCAAGUGACUAUGUUGUAGGAGUAGUGUUGGGGAAACGAGUUGAAAAUGUGUUUAGAAUGAUUUAUUAUGUGAUUCGUACCUUGAAUGAUUCUCAUGUUAAUUAUGCAACUACAGAAAAGGAGCUCUUGGCCAUUGUGUUCGCUUUUGAUAAGUUUAGGCCAUGUCUCAUUGGGAAUAAGAUAAUGUUAAUUAAAAUAAAGGAGAAUAAUGAGGUACCGUGGUUCGCUGACUAUGCUAACUUCUUGGCUGCCAAUAUAGUGCCUCCAGAGAUGUCUAGACAACAACUUAGAAAGUUUUAUUCGGAGGGGAUAGAUUUUAUGGGACCCUUUCAGUCAUCUUAUAAUAAUAAGUAUAUUUUGCUUGUUGUAAAUUAUGUUUUGAAAUGGGUGGAAGCAGCAGCAACUCCAACUAAUGAUGGAAAGUUAGUUAUGAAUUUCUUACAAAAGAAUAUUUUCACUAGAUUUGGAACUCCUAGAGCUAUUCUAAGUGCUGAAGGGACUCGUUUUUGUAAUAAACAGUUCGAUGCUUUGCUUGCUAAGUAUGGAGUGAGGCAUAGAACAACCCCAGCUGAUCAUCCCCAAUCAAAUGGGCAAAUGGAAGUGUCUAAUAGAGAGGUGAAAAUAAUUCUAGAGAAGACCGUCAAUAGUUCAAGGAAGGAUUGGUCCAACAAGCUUGAUGAUGCAUUGUGGCUUAUAGGAUGA